CCCAAAAUGAUUAUAAAGUUCGAAUUUUCAUUUUUAGUUAUAGUGUUACAGAUUGAAUGAAGUAACUAACCAUAUUAAAAGUAUGAAACAAAAAUAAAUAAAAAUUAAAAUCCGGUGGUUACAUCCACUCCCCCCCUCAAUCCAUUCUUUCUCGUGACUUAAAUACAGUUAUCUAACAAAUCUCUUCACCUUUCCACCUCAAAACAACAAUCAAAUUUCUUUCAAUAUGUAAAGAUAGCAAUAAUUUAUGAAAAAAAAAGGCCCCUGGCUUGCGCUAAUAGCACUUAUUUCCUUAUCUUCUGAUUGAUUUCGACCCAUGGAAGGAAGUCGAGCAUAUUCACAAGUGAGUGUAGAAUCCCCAAACGACGGCGGCGGCGGCGCCGGCGGCGUUGUUUCUGAAACAUCAUUCCAGAAACGACGCUGCUGUUUCUGCUUCGACUGGGGUUCAACCCGGUCGCCAACACGGGGGCCGAACUGGUGGCAGAGGGUCCGUUCCGGCGAGCUCGGGCGAGAUAAAUCGUUGUGGAGCCGGGGGAUCAACGCGUUUAAGAAAAUCCGAGAGUGGUCGGAGAUCGUAGCCGGGCCGAGAUGGAAGACGUUUAUUAGGCGGUUCAACCGGGGUGGUAGUCGGAAGAAUAACAGUUCGAAUUGCCGGUACGACCCUCUGAGUUACGCCUUGAAUUUCGAUGAGGGGCCGGGCCAGAACGAGGAUUUCGACCGAGACGACGAUCAUCGAUUGAGGAAUUUCUCCGUCAGAUAUGCUUCUAUUCCUGCGGCCGGGAAAGGAUCGGCGGCGGACAGCACAGAUGGGCCAAAUUUCGUGUAACGUGCGCUGGAGCAUCUAACAUGCGCAUGGGGCGGUUACAGCUAAGCAUGAUUCUGAUAGGUUGUUUAUUUAUGAAUGAUUUUUUUUUUUAUGUACUUAUCUCUUAUUUUUGUAAAUAAUGUUUUUUUUUCUGUAAUUGAAAAUGAUUGGAGUCGAGAAUUUGUCUGUUUCAGAUUGGUUUAUAGAUGGGGUUUUGUGUGUCUGAUUAUUUACGCUAUAUCCGGGGGAGAAUGUAGCGUAGAUAAAUGAUGAAAGAAUAUGUUUUGGGUUUGAAAGCUUUUGGACUCCAUUUUAUUCUAUUUUUACUGACAUGCAGCCCUUAAGAUUAUUCCUUUUUUAAAAAAAAAAUCGCAUAAAGUUUUUUAAUCUCUCUGGUAUCACUCACGCAGUUUUGUAGCUAAAUUUGAUGAUCUUUUCUACUCUAUAAUGAUAUGGGCUUGUUUGGCCAAUAUUUUAUUUUGUUUUUGUUUUAGUUUUUUAUUUGAUUUUAAGUUGUGAUUUAAAAUAUUUUUUGAG
Oldenlandia corymbosa var. corymbosa is the source of this 1342-nucleotide messenger RNA. The record is from the annotation of a GenBank genome assembly. NCBI's taxonomy places the organism in Eukaryota, Viridiplantae, Streptophyta, Magnoliopsida, Gentianales, Rubiaceae.